Molecule: messenger RNA, 7680 nt
Organism: Alosa sapidissima (American shad)
Lineage: Eukaryota; Metazoa; Chordata; Actinopteri; Clupeiformes; Clupeidae
Gene: grm5a
Product: glutamate receptor, metabotropic 5a
Exons: 9
Coding region: 670-4440 (1256 amino acids)
Biological process (GO): regulation of synaptic transmission, glutamatergic; trans-synaptic signaling by endocannabinoid, modulating synaptic transmission; G protein-coupled glutamate receptor signaling pathway
Cellular component (GO): postsynaptic density membrane
Molecular function (GO): adenylate cyclase inhibiting G protein-coupled glutamate receptor activity; G protein-coupled receptor activity involved in regulation of postsynaptic membrane potential
Source: RefSeq, a predicted model, not a curated record
GACACGCAGGGCAGUCCUCAUCGCGGAAUGAAUGUAGAGAUGUUCUGUGCUAAUCUGAAGUCUCAAACUCCUGAAACAUGUUUUACAAUUGAUCUGGCAAUGUCAAUGCGUGAGGCGCAUGUCAGUGAUGAAGACAAGAGAGCUGAAGAGAAUAAGACAAACUCAGAGACCUGUACGCGCUCAGACGGGUGAUCCAUACAUAUCCCAUGGACUCCAACAUAUCCUAAAUGGACUCCAGUCGAGUCUAUAUGCUACCGAAUUGAGUUAUUUUACGCAGGGUAAAUGAUUACAUUUGUCUCUUGAGGAAAUUCAGUCCACAUAACGAAGAAAACAGAUCAAGAUUUUGCCGUCAACAGUCUGGUGUUUGUGCGGGUAUUGAUUUGGGGUUCUUGGGUGCACGCACAGCUCUAACUCCACCUUGGCUGGAACCUGAGAGAAGCUGAACACUCUGUUGAAAGGACACGAUGACUCCUUGAGAAAAGUUCCACCAAACACAGCCCAUGUGAAUGUCAACAUUUUCCUCAGAAGGAAAGUCACAUGACCAGUUCAUAGCUUGGAGUGCCCUAGUUGGAUGCCUUGAGGAGAUCUCCCAUUGUGUCAGACUCUCCUAAGCUUGUCCAUAAAUGCCUUGAGGCCUCUACUCUGAUUUGUGUGUGUGUGUUUGUGGAGAUGGAGGGAAUACUAGGACUUUCCUGGAUCAUGCUGGUGGUCUUGAUGGUGGCCGGUCCUGUUGAUCACGUUCAAGUGAGUGGCCAAGCCACCGAACGCCGCGUGCUGGCUUACCUCCCCGGCGACAUCAUCAUUGGCGCGCUCUUCUCCGUCCACCAUCAACCGCCGGCCGACAAAGUCCACGAGCGCAAGUGUGGCGCGGUGCGGGAGCAGUACGGCAUCCAACGCGUGGAGGCCAUGAUGCACACACUGGACCGCAUCAACGCCAACCCGCACAUCCUGCCCAACAUCACGCUGGGCUGCGAGAUCCGCGACUCCUGCUGGCACUCGGCCGUGGCCCUUGAGCAGAGCAUCGAGUUCAUCCGCGACACCCUGGUAUCCGCCGAGGAGGAGGAGAGCAACGCGCGUUGCCUCGGUGACGAGGGUUUCACGCCCAUCAGUGGCAAGAAGCCCAUCGUGGGCCUGAUCGGACCCGGGUCCAGCUCGGUGGCCAUCCAGGUCCAGAACCUCCUGCAGCUGUUCAACAUCCCACAGAUCGCCUACAGUGCCACCAGCAUGGACCUGAGUGACAAAAGCCUCUUCAAGUACUUCAUGCGGGUAGUGCCCUCGGAUGCACAGCAGGCCCAGGCCAUGGUGGACAUCGUCAAGAGGUACAACUGGACCUACGUCUCCGCCAUUCACACAGAAGGCAACUAUGGUGAGAGUGGGAUGGAGGCCUUCAAAGACAUGGCCGCCAAAGAAGGCAUAUGCAUCGCCCACUCAGACAAAAUCUACAGCAACGCAGGCGAGCCGAGCUUUGACCGGCUCCUGGAGAAACUGCGCAGCCACCUUCCCAAGGCCCGUGUUGUCGCCUGCUUCUGCGAGGGCAUGACCGUGCGUGGAAUCCUCAUGGCCAUGAGACGGCGCCACCUAGUGGGCGAGUUCCUGUUGGUGGGCAGUGACGGGUGGGCAGAUCGCCAUGACGUGACAGACGGAUAUCAUCAGGAGGCUGCCGGUGGGAUCACCAUCAAGCUCCAGUCUGCCUACGUCACCUGGUUCGAUGAUUACUACCUGAACCUGCGCCCCGACAUCAACCUAAGGAACCCCUGGUUCCCUGAGUUCUGGCAGCACCGGUUCCAAUGCAGGCUGAGCGGUCACCCACAGGAGAACACCAAAUACAACCGCACCUGCAAUGAGAAAGAGUCCCUUCGUCAUCAGUACACCCAGGACACUAAGAUGGGCUUCGUGAUCAACGCCAUCUACUCCAUGGCCUAUGGCCUGCACGCCAUGCAGAGGACGUUGUGUCCCGGAGUCACAGGCCUCUGCAGCGCCAUGAGGCCCAUCGACGGACAGAAGCUUCUGGAAUUCCUCAUGAAGACCAACUUCACAGGGGUGUCCGGCGAGGUCGUGCUGUUUGAUGAGAAUGGAGACUCCCCAGGACGGUAUGAGAUCAUGAACUUCAAGCAGAUGAGUGACGAUGAGUACGACUACAUCCAUGUGGGCAGCUGGGACAAGUGGGGCCUGCGCAUGGAUGACGAAGAGAUCUGGAUGAACCAGAGCUCCAUCAUCAGAUCCGUCUGCAGCGAACCCUGUGAGAAGGCCCAGAUUAAGGUGAUCCGCAAAGGUGAGGUGAGCUGCUGCUGGACGUGCACACCGUGUAAGGAGAACGAGUACGUGUUCGAUGAGUACACCUGCCGCGCCUGUGAACUCGGGGCCUGGCCGACCGACGACCUGAAAGGCUGUGAGCCCAUCCCUGUCCACUACCUGCGCUGGGGUGACCCCGAGCCCAUCGCCGCUGUGGUCUUCUCCUGCCUGGGCCUGCUGGCCACCACCUUCGUGACGGUCAUCUUCAUCUGGUUCCACGACACUCCGGUGGUCAAGUCGUCGAGCCGCGAGCUGUGCUUCAUCAUCCUGGCGGGCAUCUGCAUCGGCUACCUGUGCACCUUCUGCCUGAUUGCCAAGCCCCACAUGGCCUACUGCUACCUGCAGCGGCUUGGCAUCGGCCUCUCGCCCGCCAUGAGCUACUCGGCGCUGGUCACCAAGACCAACCGCAUCGCCCGCAUCCUGGCGGGCAGCAAGAAGAAGAUCUGCACCAAGAAGCCGCGCUUCAUGAGCGCCUGUGCCCAGCUGGUCAUCGCCUUCGUCCUCAUCUUCCUCCAGCUGGCCAUCAUCGUGGCGCUCUUUGUCAUGGAGCCACCGCAGGUCAUCUACGACUACCCCAGCAUCAGCGAGGUGCACCUCAUCUGCAGUACCUCCACCACCACAGUGGUGGCGCCGUUGGGCUACAACGGACUGCUCAUCCUCAGCUGCACCUUCUACGCCUUCAAGACGCGCAACGUCCCUGCCAACUUCAACGAGGCCAAGUACAUCGCGUUCACCAUGUACACCACGUGCAUCAUCUGGCUGGCCUUCGUGCCUAUCUACUUCGGCUCCAACUACAAGAUCAUCACCAUGUGCUUCUCGGUGUCGCUGAGCGCCACGGUGGCGCUGGGCUGCAUGUUCGCGCCCAAGGUCUACAUCAUGCUGGCCAAGCCCGAGAGGAACGUGCGCAGUGCCUUCACCACCUCCACCGUGGUCAGGAUGCACGUUAAGGACGGCAAAACGGCGCAGACAGCACGCAGCUCCAGCAGCAUGGCCAACCUGUUCAGACGACGCAAGUCCGACCACGAAGUCAGUUCUAAUGGUAAGUCAGUGACGUGGGCGGCGAAUGAACGUGGCUACAGACCCAACCUGUGGAAGCGCAUCUCCAUCCACAUCAAGAAGAAGGAGGAGAUUAACCAGACGGCCAUCAUCAAGCCCUUCUCCAAGGACUGUGACGGGUCAGGUGAUGGCAGCAUGAAGAUGUCGGGUAAGGGCCAGCAGAUGGUACAGUGCCACCCGGUGGGCACCUACCGCCCCCGCUCCCCGUCCCCCCUCCCCACCAUCUCCCAGCGCACCUCCCUGCGGACUCGCGAGGAGGAGGAUGCUGCUGCGACCGCGGCGGAGGAGGAAGAGCGGCACGACCGCGUGGUGGCACUGCCCUCGUACCUGAGCGAGCGUCAGCAUGAGCAGCAGCAACAGCAGCAUCCUGCUCUCACCCUCCGUCAGCACCAGCUGCAGCAGCACCACCCUCCCCCGCAGCAGCAGCAGCAUCCCCAGCACCAGCACCAGCUGCACCACCACCACCCACAGCAGCAUCAGCACCAGCAGCGGACCGGCUCCCCCCCGCAGGGCUCCAUCAUGGACCAGAUCAGCUGUGUGGUGCACCGCUUCACGGCCAACAUCAGCGAGCUCAACAGCAUGAUGCUGCCUGGCAGCUCUGCGCCUCCAGGGGGCGCCACCUCCGCCAACGGCGCCGCGGCCGCUGGGGUCCUCCUGCCCUCCUCGCCCUCGCCCUCCUUCCUCAUCCAGCACGACAUGCAGCUGCCCGCCACCGUCACCACCUACGCCGAAGUGGUCGCCGUCAGUAACGUCAACCCGCACGCGCUCGGCGGCAGUCUGGCGGCGGCCGCAGCCGCUUCAGCGAACCGCAUGUCUCCCAACAGGCUGAUGAGCAACAGCACGUUCAAGUCCUCGCCCAUCUCCGUCUCUGUCUCCGCAUCCGCUUCGGCCGUCGCGGUCAAGCCGCCCGAGCUGGAGGAGCUUGUGGCGCUGCAGCCGCCGUCGCCCUUCAGAGAUUCGUCUCUGGGCUCGGCCAGCGAGUCGUCCACCUCCCUGGCCUCGCAGGCCGGCAUGGGAGAGCAGCAGCAGCCCUCCCCGCUCUACGACAGGCUCAUGCUGCGACACUACAGCCAGAGCUCCUCCUCUCUCUAAAGACUACAUUUUCCAGACUGCAGAGCUCCUGCUCUUUCUAAAGACUACAUUUCCCAGACUGCAGAGUUCCUCCUGUCUCUAAAGGCUACAUUCCCAGACUGCAGAGUUCCUCCUGUCUCUAAAGGCUACAUUCCCAGACUGCAGAGUUCCUCCUCUCUCUAAAGACGACAUUUCCCAGACUGCAGAGUUCCUCCUCUAAAGGGGGAAGCCUGAGACACAGCACACAACAUAUAAAACGUUUGAUAACACAGACAAUGAGACAGACAAUGUAUUAAAGAAGAAACAGCAGGACAUGGGUGGGUGGAUGGGUGGAUGGUGGGGGGGGGGUGGGGGGGGUGUACUGUGGAACAGUACUGGAACUGUUCUGGGGUUAGACUAUAUCUCCCAGACUGCAGCUUAAAAUGCUGGAAAUGACUAAACAGCAGACACACACAUACACACACACACACACAAACACGCACACAUGCACAUACACACAGAAGCAGAGUGAGAGAGAAAUGUGUGAUAAGUGAUGAGGAGGUGGUGUGUGUGUGUGUGUGUGUGUGUGUGUGUGUGUGUGUGUGUGUGUGGUGUUGAUGGAGUUGUUAAUUAGCAGAUGGCAGACUCUGCUGCACUGGUGGCAGAUCUGUGUUGGACCUCCUCCAGAGACAGUGGCUAUUUGGGUCAGGCUUCACCCGCCUUCGGUUCCGAUCCUGCCCACAGGGCAGCCCCCCUGAACGAGUCCCUCGGACUCCCCACGCACCCAGUGGCUUGUCUUACACAAAAAUGCCUUUGAACUCCCGACACACAACGUCUCUGAGAAGCCAUACGAAACAAUGAGCCGCCACAGAGUCAAACAGUCUGACUGGCACAUCAUCACUACUUGAAGUCACAUUGCUCUGACUACCCUUUUGUCUGGUUUUGCUGUGAAAAAACAAAACCACACGGCAAAAACUUAACUCAACAGUAGUUUUGGAAUAAACUUUUUCUUGGUAUGGACAUAAAACCCUUUGGGAAACCUCAAGCAAAAAGAGACCAUAGUUGCUUAUUCUGGUCUGGGUUUAGCCUGGAUUGACCUGGGUUUGGCCUGGAUUGUCCAGGACUGACCUGGGUAUGGCCUGGAUUGACCCUGGUAUGGCCUGAAUUUGGUCUGGCUUUGGCCUGGAUUGACCCGGGUUUGGCCUAGAUUGACCUGGAUUUGGCCAGGAUUGACCUGGGUUAGACCCAGAUCUGGCCUGGGCUUGGCCAGUAUCUGGACUGGGACAGACCCAGUUUAUUCCUAGAGUGAUCUACUGUGUGAAGCCCAAACUCACAUUCCAACCACAGAUGUGUGACGAGGUCCUUAGUCUGUUGGCCUACUGGCCCUUGUGCAUCAGGUGUCCUCACAAACACAGUCAGUGAAUGUAUUUUUCUACACUAACUUCAGUUGAUUCAAGUAAUUCAAUUAAUUCAGACAGUGGGACCAAAUUCCACAUUCCACAGUUUUAAGACCAAGUAGUUCAGUUCAUUUCAAUUUGUGAGUGCUCUUUAAUCACUGGUAGAGAAUCUGCAUGAUCAAAAGUGAUCUUCUUAAGUAUUUUUGAAAUCCUGCCAUUUUUCUGCUAAUGUCACAUUAUGUUAUCAAACGUAAGUAUAUUUUCAUAAUUUCUCAAUUGUAAAAUUCCACAGUGGCAUCUAGAUGUUGUUUUUAUCCUGGACUAAAACACAGAAUGAUAUGCUUAUGUCUCAUUUAGGGAACUGUAAAGUAAUGUUUUGCCUACUUUAGGAAGAUAAUGCUACGGUACAUUGAAGAGACUAGACAAGGAGUCCUAUUCCUUAGAGGUUUCGGAUUUCCUCCCUACUGAAGAGUUUGGACCAAUGACCUCAAUACCAAUCAGUUUUUGCACAGCAAUCUAAUGCUUGAUGUAACCGAUUGAUCCAAAAUGCUGCCGCUUUGAUUGUAGUGCCAGCCUCACCACGUAAACAAAAAUUAUUUCUCAGAAUCAGAAUACAAAAAAUGUGUUCAGCGGUGAAUAAAGAGUUUGGGUGCUGUUGCUUCAUAUAUGAAUACAUACUGUAGGUUUAUGGAGCCAGAUAGAUGCCACCUUGCAAGAAGUUGGUCUACAUGUGUUGGUCUACGUGUUUUAAACAGCCAAAACCAAGCUGACCUUUUCAAAGAGCUGAAACUAGGUAGCUAUGGAAAGUAACAAGCGAAAAACAGAGGUGAUUGGUGCUUUUGUGGGGUUAUGAGUAUUUUUAAAAACAACAAAGACAGUUUCGAAACACUAUCUCCUGACUGUGUACGUUCAUCAUAAAGUGCCAAAAUCCUACCUGGCUCCACAAGACUAGUGAACAUCAAACAUAGUGUAGUUGGGUAGGGAACCAGCGCUGCUGUGCUUGGUGAGAUGUUUUGACCUCUUUUUCUAGAUUUUUUUAGAUAUGACUCUUCAAUGAGAAGUAGGUAUAGAGCAAUAGGAAUGAUAGAUAUGAAUGUAUCGAGCAUAUAGAAUCCAUAUACAUAAUUUGCUAAGACCAAACUAAAUUCUUUAUAUACAAGAUGUGGCUUUAAAAUAAUGAGGCUGUUACUACAACUGUUUUCUCAUUUCAAUUGAAUUACUACAUUAUUCUCAUUAUUUAAUAAUAGUCACACCUUGUAUAAUGUAUUAUAUAACUGUACAUCUGGUUUUUGCAUGAGAUAGAUGCAUAAUCCAAGCUCUUGUUUGGUAAUGCCUUUCUUUGUCAGUAAUGUAGACAUAUGUUUGAGUGAUUUAACAAUAAGCUGUUCAAUAGACUUCUCCAAUAGGGCAUGGGACCAUAAUACAUUUCAAAUUCUGAUCCAGAGUGUUAUACUUUUUCUUUCUUACUGACUGCAGGCUCAUCUUGAGUCUUGACAGUCCGCUUACCUACACCCUUUAUUAGUCAACAGUGUGCAGUGUUAUGGUCAUAUCAGCACUGACGUUUUUGGUGGUACGUACAUAAUCACAUUUGCAUGCAACACAGUGCCAACAUCCAAUAUCAAAGUGCUUAUACUAAUGCCGGAGGACCUUUUCUACAAAUGUUUGUACUGUUUGUCUUUUUGAAAGAAAUGUAACUUGAUAUUUAUGAUGUCUUCAUGUCUUUUAUGUAAAUUUCAUAUUCAUAUCUAUUAUGACAUGAAUGGCUGUUUAUAAUGAAGAUACUUUGUUUAGCUUUGUAAAUUUACAAAUCUGUAAUGUGCUAUAUUUGAUUAUUUAAGCAUUUUUUCCUGAAGCUUACUAUGAUGUUUCAAGACAUGUUGUGUUG